Messenger RNA from Sinocyclocheilus rhinocerous, 461 nucleotides. RefSeq names its product tRNA dimethylallyltransferase, mitochondrial-like. The transcript has 3 exons. Gene Ontology annotation, cellular component: mitochondrion. Gene Ontology annotation, biological process: tRNA modification. The record is from RefSeq and is a predicted model, not a curated record. Gene Ontology annotation, molecular function: tRNA dimethylallyltransferase activity. Lineage: Eukaryota; Metazoa; Chordata; Actinopteri; Cypriniformes; Cyprinidae. Bases 60 to 461 code for a protein of 133 amino acids.
UCCGUUGCGAAAUCACCGCGCAUGCUCAGAUCAUUCUACAGCCCUGAGAGGUUGCUGUCAUGGCGGCCGCCACGCGUGUGCUCCAGAAAGGCAUCAGCCCGUCUAUAGUGGUGAUUUUAGGAGCUACGGGAACGGGCAAAUCCAAACUGGCUAUCGAGAUCGGGAAAAGGCUUAAUGGGGAAAUUAUAAGCGCCGAUUCCAUGCAGGUUUACAAAGGGCUGGACAUCAUCACCAAUAAGGUUACAGAGGAGGAGCAAGCCCAGUGUCGCCAUCACAUGAUCAGCUUUGUGGAUCCAUUGGUUAGUGGAUACACUGUGGUGGACUUCAGGAACAAGGCUCUGUCUCUCAUAUCCUUUCUGAAAUGUCCGACCCCUCAUACAACCCUCUACAUUGCGAGUAAAUCACUCGCAUAUGCGACUAAAUCUUCACGUUUACAAAGGGCUGGACAUCAUCACCAAUAA